AUGUGGCCACCUCCUGCUACGGCAUCCAUCGACGCCGUGUUGAACUUCUUUGCGGUGCCAUUGUCUUUGUGGGGGGCAUUCUGUGCGGCAGUUGGAGACCCACAAGGAGAUUUGCGACUGGUGGCCUGCAUGCCACCAGCUAUGGUGGCGGAGGCCUUGUCAGCCUGCCGCACCGAUUCUGGCAGGCGGCUCACUCCAGUAGAAGCGAUCCAACUGGGGCUGGUGUUCAGGGCCUGCCAUCGCAUUGUGCACCUUUCUUCAGGGAGCAGCCUGGCUUCAUGGGUAGAUCCGAAUCCGUGGGAGACUACACCCUCGACGAGCAGCACGGCAAGGGAACAGGCUACCUCCUUGAAUAUGACGGCUACACCACAGGAGAGAAAGAUGAAGCUGAGCCAGGUGGCAGAUCAAGGGGACGAGUCGGAGUUUCCAAUCAUGCCGGAAUCCAGCAAGGCGGCGUUCUACUCCCGCUACGUGGCCAAAGUGGGAGGCCUGCCGGCAGACUCGGAAGACCCUACAAUAGAGCAACUGUCUGCCCUGCUGAGGAAGGUCAAGGUGCUGCAUCAGCCCCCCUACUGCGACUUUGCAGUUUGGGUACCUUUUGCAAAGCGCCACAUGAAAGCCCAGAAGUACCAGCAGUUUGUCCUCCAAGAGGAUGGAACGUUUCUGUCAAAGCAGGUGCCAGGGCCCUCAUGCUUUGCCCACUGGCAGGCAUCGUUCCGCGUUCUGAGGACGGCCUUGGUGAUGACGGACAUCAUCUCCAUCUCGAACCUCAUGGAGUGGGAGACAAUGGUGGAGAGACUACAUCGCCAGUAUCCAGGUUGCUGGGGCUUGGUGGCAGCGGCGGAGGAUCGUGGACGGGGCAAGUACAUGACAAAGACUCUCGCCAAGAUCCAGCUGGAGAUGGACCAAGGAGGGCAACCACCAUUGGGCUGGCGGAGAGAAGAACCCUGGGACAUCGUGUGGGGCAAGGUACUUCGAGAUCGAGAUUACUGGUCAGAACAAGUUCAUGUGCCGGCCAUCGCAUGUACCGCCAGGGGGCAGAAAGGAAAACCGCUGAGCCCAAUGGAAGAGUUAGCAGAAGCGUCAAUGCGAGGGGGGCGUCAAGCACUACAAGACACCGAGGAGCUGGAGGUGGAAGAAUCGGAGUCGCAGAGAGGCCAGAAAGAAGAGAGUCAAAGCAGAAAGAGAGGAGCUCAACUCUUGGAGAAAAGGCGGCAAAGGUGGCGGAGGAAAGGCUUCUGGAGCAGCCCACGGAAAAGGGGCUACUUCAGAAGAGGCCUGUUUCGCCUGGAACAAUGGGAAUGGGUUGUGUGGCGGGCUAGCCCCAGGCGAGGCCUGCCGCGCAAAGACCCCCCGCAAGCACAAGUGCACUCAAUGCGGGUCUCCUGGACACCCUUCGAAGGACUGCCCUUCCAAGAAGAAAUGAAAUGGUUCCUGAAGUUCAUGGGGGUGAUCCACAUGGCAGGGGACGACAACCAGAAAGGAGGCGAGGGAAAGCCCGAGCCCAAAGAGGAAGGCAGAACAGUAUCCAACAAGGAACUCCACCAGGGAUUGAAGAAGGGCACGAAGAGGAAGAACCACUCGGGGGAUGAUCCAGGUGCCACUGCAGACACCGUUCAGGAGACGGAAGACAUUGAGGCAGCCACCAAGAAGGUCAUCGAGUCAGAGGACUACCAGAGGGGUUUGCAGGUGUCUAUGCCGGACUCACUUAUCGGCGUGGACAUCCAGGCGGAGAACGGCCCAGGCGAGCACUUCUAUCGGCUGCCUACCCCACGCGCGGCACCGUCGCUGUGGGGUACCAAAGGCGAGGCGGCCGGAGGAGUGUACUUCACUCCGCAGCCGGGCUCAAACAUGGUCGCCCCUGACGACCCUCUGACCUUGGCGGGGUGGGACAUUUUCUUUUGGCUAGUCUUGACCGGACUGGCCUCCCACUUAGCUGCGGUGCUAUGGCUUUGCAAAGCUUGCUGGACCUCAUCAGGAUGCCGGAGGCAGACACUGAAGGUCUACCCCACGGGCAACCGGGUCGAAGCGGGAGCGAAGUGGGUCAAGGGGGAGGACUUCCAGCUCAGCUUUCCUUCGACGAGAGGCUCGCGGGAGACCCAAAGAGGUCCUCCUUCUGGUCAAGGCCUACUACCUGGACUAGGAGGGCAAGCAAGGCGAAAUCACAUGGAAGGCGACAUGGGCGAGUGGACGCCCUCUAGAUUGGGGGCUGCCUGGGGCAUUCAAAUCCUUGGCAGCCCCUCCAAAGCGGAGAUGGCGGAGACGCCAGCGGUGAAGAGGAGCGCCUGGGACGCGCUAAGAGGCUGGAUGAGUCCCUCCAAGAAGCCACACAAAUCGCCACCCAUGGAGGCGCCAAAGAGGCUGGAUUUACCGGUGUUGAAACACCAUGCGAAGGGCAAGAAGAAGCAGGAUAAGUUCCUACUGGCCUUAGCCUCGGCAAAAGCGCUCAGGGGCAGGAACUUCAAGAACCCAUCCAUCGAAAAGGAUUUCUGCGCGGCAUCGUCGUUGGGCUCCAAGAAUGCUAAGAAGAGGACCGUGGCGAAGAUCCUGGAAUCGUUCAACUCACCUGGGCCUCCUCUACCUCUCACAGCAGACACCCUCAAAGGACUGGCAUCAGCUCUGUCCGACGGGGGCUACAAGGCAGGGGAGGGCUAUGUGGUGGAAGCUAAGUUGUGGCAUGUCGAGGAAGGACAUGCGUGGUCAGAUCUGCUAGACCGAGUCUUCAAACAAUGUAAGAGGGCCCUAGCCAGGGGGCAGGGGCCCAGGAAGAAGGCAGCAGAGGUGCCUCUGGAGGCAAGGCACAAACCAAACAAGUUGAACUUCAGCAAGACGGAGAAAGCAGUGAAAUUCGGGAAAGAGCUCUUCGUCUUCAGUGUGGUUUGGAUGCUGCGGGAGAUAGAGCUCGCGGCACUGUGCACCAACGACCUCACGAUUGACCACACUUCGAAGAGGGUGAGCCUGUACCUGAAGAUGAGCAAGAUGGAUGCGUCGGGCAAAGGCGUCACUCGCACCCUACAGUGCCUCUGCGUGGGGAACGACUGCGGCAAGGAGUGCCCCUACGGUGUCACUACUGAUUUGGUGUGCGCGGUGGAGAAGUUCAACGGCACGGGAUCGCCGCUGAUGCUGAUGAAGGACAAGCAGGCAGCCACAAAGGCCCAGAUCAUCAAGACGUGGAGGUGGUUGUUUGGGCAGGAGGUGUCGGGCCAUUCAGGGAGAAGGUCAGGCGCUUUGUCUUACAUCAGGGCGGGAUGGUCCAUAUCGCAAGUAGCGCACCUGGGGAGAUGGAAGUCAAGUGCAAUCCUUCAAUACGCCGAAGAAGCGCUGGAACAGAUGCCGGCAAAUUUGCACCUACCGAACACGACGGUGGGCGACACGGGCGUGAUCGAGACGAAGCUGCACCAAGUCUCCGAGGAAGAGUUGAAACUCUGGAAGAAACAACUCAGGGAAGAGAUCAAGCUGCUGAGGGAGGACAUGGACAAGAAGGAAGCCGACCAAGAGGUGAUGCUGGACUACUGGGCGAAGUUCUACAAGGAGAACCCGGGGACUCUUCCCAAGAAAGUUCAGAGCUCGACCAGUAAAGUUAUCCACAUCAAUCUCUCAAAGUCGGCGGCAUCCCCACCUUUGACAUGGAAAACGGCCUGCGGAUGGGGCUACUAUGGCAGCAACUUCGUGUUCCAAGACGCGGAAGCGGUGGUCACAUGCCAGAAAUGUACAAUUCGAUUUCCCACCCACCCACGCCUAAGAGAGGAGUUCAAAGCGCUAUGCGCCUUGGCGGAACAGUCCUGCGUCAUGGGCAUCGAUUACAGGUCGAUUGGUGUUGGUUGGAACCACCCGACCACGCGCAUGGCCUACCGCCAGGGCCAGCACCGCUCGACGCGCUGCAGUCAGUCGCAGCUGCGACAGAAGCAGUCGCGGCAGCGCUUAGCUGAGCUGCUGGAGGCAAGGGAUCUGAAGAAAGCGCUGGUGCAUCUCUUCCUCUCCGAGAUCGGUGCGGAGGACAACAGCACCGCGACCUUCGAGGCUGUGGCGGCGGCGCUGGAGGCGGAGCUGCUGCUGCCGCUGCGCGCGCUUAACGAGUGUGGCCCGCUGGGGCGGACCAUGACCGGGGCGCCAUUGCCGGCGGAGGAGCUGCGCAAGGUGAUCCAAGAGCUCACCAGGGCCGUGUGUUCCGGCGGCUUCAGCGAGUGGCGUUACAGCAAUCCGGUGGGCCAGGAGAUGGCGAUGGAGCAACUGCGUGGCUUGUCGCCGGAGCAGAUCGAUCUUUGGCGUCAAAGCAGUUCCAUGGAUCACGCAGGUGGCUUGGUGACCCAUGAGGACGCGCCGGGAGAGCUGGGUUUCUUCUGGGCCACGAAAAUCGGAGGACCGUCCCAUGGCUUUGAUGUUGAAACUCAGUGCAUUCUUCCGCUGCUGUGCAAUGCAAGGCAUAAGGUCAUCCUGGUGAGCGAUCCUGACUGGACCCAGCACCCAGUGGGACGGGCGCACUGGCGCCUGCUGUGGACUGUGGGCGAUGGGAAGAAGUCUCCAGAGCCACGGCUGUGGCUGGAGACUGUGAACGUCGACUUCGAGGCCCCCGUCUCCACUGAGGGCUGGGAGCUGAGCGUCCUGAGCCACGCCAUGCGCAAGGCUGAUGAGAUGAAUGUCACCCUGUCGGUGGAGAGUUCUUUGGGUGACCUUCUACAGCGCUUGAUUGAUCACCACGCGUGUUCCCAUGAUGCCGUCGACGUUCGCGAGCGGAUCUUGCUGCGACCCAGCAAGGCCAUCUUGGAGGCUUCCGACUACCUGAGUCCGAAGCACGACUGGGUACAGGACAAAGACGAGGUCACUGAUCCCCUUCGCCGCUGUCUCUACAAGCCCGGCAAGAAACGGUCUCACAUCUGA
This is a messenger RNA of Cladocopium goreaui, 4878 nucleotides long. The record is from the annotation of a GenBank genome assembly. Lineage: Eukaryota; Dinophyceae; Suessiales; Symbiodiniaceae.